Molecule: messenger RNA, 630 nt
Organism: Corylus avellana
Lineage: Eukaryota; Viridiplantae; Streptophyta; Magnoliopsida; Fagales; Betulaceae
Source: RefSeq, a predicted model, not a curated record
AUGAGAUUUACUAACAAAGGCUCGGAGAGAGUAUACGAGAAAAUCUCAAAUGUCCUUAAAGCUAUUGAUCUCUCGAGCAAUAGAUUUGAAGGAGAAAUUCCAGAAGUCGUGGGGUAUUUGAAAGGACUUCAAUUGCUUAACCUUUCCAAUAACCUUUUCACAGGUCAUAUCCCUUCUUCCUUGGUGAACUUAAAAGAGCUAGAAGCAUUGGACUUUGCUCAAAACAAGUUGUCUGGUGUAAUCCCUUUGCAACUCGUGCAACUCACUUUCCUCUCAUUGUUUAACGUCUCCCAUAAUCAUCUCACAGGGCCUAUACCACAUGGGAAUCAGUUUGACACAUUUCCAAACAGUUCCUUCAUUGGUAAUUCUGAAUUAUGCGGAAGCCCUUUGUCAAAGAAAUGUGAAAAUUCAGAAGACUCGCCACCCCCACCUUCAACCUUUGAAGAGAAUCAAAACUCAUUGUCUUCAUUUGAAUUCGAUUGGAAAGUAGUUGUGAUUGGAUAUGGUUGUGGAUUCAUAGUUGGACUUCUUGUUGGGCAAAUUGUGAUCAAGCAUGAUUGGGUUAUGAAGACUUUUGCAAUUGGGCAGCCAACACGAAGAAUGGCGAUUUGGAGAGGAUACAUAAAUUAA